AUGGCGCCUACUAUCACCUCAGCCCUCACCAUUGUUCUCACCACUGUUCCUAUGCUGGGGAAGGACAACUGGGCCAAGUUUGGGAAGGGAUUCAAGGUGUUUUUGCUGGGAGUGGACGCACUUUGGGUUAUGGGGAAAGGGCCAAAAGCAGAUGAGUCUGACCAAGUUGCUCUGGACAGAAUGCUCCUCCCCUACCUCUACACCAAGAUAGAGGAGCAGUACCAGCCCCUCCUGGAUGAUUUCGAGUCUGCCACUGCUGCCUGGGCUGCCCUCAAGGCCCACUUCGAAAAAUCGAGCAUGAGCACCAGGAUGGCUGCCAGCGCUGAGCUGCACUCCAUUUCCCAUGACCCCACCAAGGAUAUAGACGUCUACAUUCAAGCUGUAGGAGAUGCAGUGAAGAAACUGGCUGCCAUGGGUGUUUCCAUCGAUUCCACCAUCCACAAAGAUGUCCUGCUCAUGAAUCUUCACCCAGCCUUCUACACAGUCCGCACCAUCCUCCUCCUUGCACGCUCUCCUGAGCCCAAACUCGAAGACUGCAUCACCCAGCUUGCCAGCUCAAGCUCAGACCCUGGAGUGGUUCUCAAAAUUGAAGAUGGCAAUAUUUCGAGCCUGGCCCUGGCUGCAUCGGCGCCACGUCGAGGCACAGCAUCUGCCACGUCAUCAUACACCUCCCCCAUCACUGGCAGCAUUGCCCAGGACAGAUUUCCGCUGGAUUCCCAAGGUUUUCGUUGGUGUGACCCUACCACCAGGGGCUGCCAUCGCUGUGGACGCACUGGCCACAUUGCUCACAAGUGCAUGCACACCAUGCCCACCUUUGUGAAGGACUGGAUCCUGGCUAAUGGCAAGAGCAGCUCCGCUUCUGCAGCUAUCUCUGCUGCACUGGAGGCAGGUCUGACCAGGGAGAGCUUCUUUGAGAUGUGGGAUGAGUUCCAGAUGUCCAAUGAAGCGGAGAUUGGUGGAGGGCCUAGUGGACCAUUCCUGUCUCCAAGACGGACUUAG
Mycena citricolor is the source of this 999-nucleotide messenger RNA. NCBI's taxonomy places the organism in Eukaryota, Fungi, Basidiomycota, Agaricomycetes, Agaricales, Mycenaceae. The record is from the annotation of a GenBank genome assembly.